Olea europaea var. sylvestris is the source of this 507-nucleotide messenger RNA. RefSeq names its product E3 ubiquitin-protein ligase ATL31-like. The record is from RefSeq and is a predicted model, not a curated record. Lineage: Eukaryota; Viridiplantae; Streptophyta; Magnoliopsida; Lamiales; Oleaceae. Bases 1 to 507 code for a protein of 168 amino acids. Gene Ontology annotation, biological process: protein ubiquitination. Gene Ontology annotation, molecular function: ubiquitin protein ligase activity. The transcript has a single exon.
AUGGAAUCUUCAUUCUGUACCAUAAAAUCCCUCCAUGAUUACAUAGUUAGCCAUAUCAAACGGACCAUUAAAGGACUAUUUUCUCCACUCUAUACACAAAAUAUCAGCAAAAACCCUGAUCCUUCGAUUGAAUACCGUCCAUCUGCUUCAUUAGUAUCACUCCCUUUUUACAUUACAAACACAACAAUCAAGAAGCAACUCAAGAUUGAUGAAUACAGAAAUUUUAUAUCGCAGGUCGGAACCCAAAAACGAGAUCUUGAUCCCUGUUGUGCAGUGUGUUUGGAUAACAUAGAGAGUUGUGACAAGGUGAGGGAACUUGGGAAUUGUGUGCAUGUGUUCCACAGUGAGUGCCUGGACUGUUGGAUCGAUCAAGGCCAUCAAACAUGCCCCAUUUGCAGAGCCAAGCUUUUGCAGAAUAAAAAACAAGAAUUAGAGUUUGAAGAAGAUCCAUGGAGAUCAGAAAGAAUGGUUUACUUGUUUGGUGAAGAUUGUGUGAUGAGUAAAUAG